Nerophis lumbriciformis (worm pipefish) is the source of this 1335-nucleotide messenger RNA. The record is from RefSeq and is a predicted model, not a curated record. NCBI's taxonomy places the organism in Eukaryota, Metazoa, Chordata, Actinopteri, Syngnathiformes, Syngnathidae.
AUGUUUGCCCUUUCUCAGCCGGCGGCGGCAGUGCCGCCACGCAGACGAUCCUGCUACCUUUGUGACCUUCCCCGCAUGUCGUGGGCCAUGAUCUGGGACUUUGGCGAGCCCGUGUGCCGCGGCUGCGUCAACUACGAGGGCGCCGACCGCAUCGACUUUGCCAUCGAGACCGCACGCCACCUCAGGCGGACUCAAGGACUACGGGAGAGCAGAAACAGCAAGGAGGUCCAGCGUCCGCCCCCUUUCGGGGACGCGCGGGUUAGGUCGGACUACCGGGGCGGGCCGCCCGACGGGUUCAAAUCGGACGAGGGGCCGCCUGAGCUCAACCGUCAAAGCCCCGACUCUGGGAAUAAGAGUCACGGGGGUCCGCCCGAUUUACCACCCCGGACGCCUCCGGGCGGAACUGCGGAGCCAGACCGAGAGACGAAAGACAAGCAAAGGAACGCAGAAACGCUGAGCGAGCUAAGCGAAAGCCUCCGGAACCGGCGGGAGGACUGGUCGGGCAAGCCCGAGACUGUUAGGAGCACCCUGCUGGCCCUGUCGGGUUGCGCCCCCUUCCGGGUCCGCUUCAAGAAGGACCACGGUCUGGUGGGCCGCGUCUUCGCCUUCGACGCCGCAUCCAAAUCGGGCGCCGAAUACGAGCUCAAGAUGUUUAUCGAGUACCCGGCCGGCUCUGGCAAUGUCUUCUCCAGUGCUUCUGGGGCUGCCAAGCAGAUGCACCGGGACUGCGCCAAAGACCCUGGUCGGGGGUUGUCGUCGGGGUUCAAGUACUUGGAGUAUGAAAAGAAGCACGGUUCCGGGGACUGGAGGCUUCUGGGAGAUUUGUUACCGGAACCUUUGCGGGUCUUUAGGGAACGCGUGAGUGGGGACGCGCUCCCGCAGCCCCAUGUGGACGGGGCCCACCCGCCGCCACCCUCCCCCCGGCCCCCGAGUGGUUCCAGGAAGAGGAAGCCGUCCCCGGAACGGCGACGGCUCUGUGAUCGGGCCGAGGACGCGAAACGCUCCGCCCCACCCGAGUCCCCCACGCCGUCCCCUGACAAGGAUGAUAGAACGGCGUCCCCCGCGGCAGCUGGCGGGUCGCUGUGCUGCACGCUCUGUCACGAGCGGUUGGAGGACACGCACUUUGUCCAGUGCCCGUCCGCCACCCACCACAAAUUUUGCUUCCCAUGCUCGCGGGACAGCAUCGAGGCCCAGGGAGGCGCCGCGGAGGUGUACUGCCCCAGCGGGGACAAGUGCCCCCUGCUGGGCUCUGACGUACCCUGGGCCUUCAUGCAGGGAGAGAUCGCCACUAUCUUGGCAGGCGAUGUCAAAGUCAAGAAGGAGAGGGACCCUUGA